AUGUCCGAUUCAGAAGAUGAACGUACAGAGUUUGUAGAUAUUAUGAAUGAUGAAGAGGAGUACCAAAAGGAUGAUGAUAAAAAACUAAAAUCAACGCCCAGAAAACGUAAAACAAGCUACACUCUGCGAGGACUAGACCCUGAAGAAAUUACAGAGUUACGGGCCAAGAUAAAUAGCCGAGAGCGGAAGAGGAUGCACGACCUUAAUUUGGCUAUGGAUAAUUUACGUGAAGUUAUGCCGUACGCCAAAGGACCAUCUGUACGUAAACUAUCUAAAAUUGCCACAUUAACUCUCGCCAGGAACUACAUCCAAACUCUGACUAAAUCAGUGGACGAAAUGAAACGUUUGCUGGAUGAAAUCUACCGUUCGGCGGCUUCGAACCAGCGUCAUUCCAACACAACUGUACCGUUACCGUACCUUCAUACAUCCGGGACCUCACUCUGUGGACCUACCGCCUAUCCUCUUUCCAUACCUAGCGGCUACUCUCCGUCAUUUGGACCCAGUCUAAGACAUUCUGUGCCUCCACAUUUGUCCACUUGUUCUCUCCUCUGUUCUUGCAGAACAUCGACAUCUUCUAGUUUUCGACCUUCAGCUCCCAUGUUGCAAUCAGCGUCACAAAGACAUAUGCUUCAACCACCUAUAUAA
Messenger RNA from Saccostrea echinata, 645 nucleotides. Its product is annotated as oligodendrocyte transcription factor 2-like. The transcript has a single exon. The record is from RefSeq and is a predicted model, not a curated record. Gene Ontology annotation, molecular function: protein dimerization activity. NCBI's taxonomy places the organism in Eukaryota, Metazoa, Mollusca, Bivalvia, Ostreida, Ostreidae. The coding region runs from base 1 to 645 and encodes 214 amino acids.